AAUAAAGUGUUUUAAACAAAAAACAAUAUUAAAUCUAUUAAUGAGACAACUCAUUACAAUACUGUGUAGAUAACCUUUUCUUGCCAGGGACUUGAAUGAUGACAGUGCUUUGGAUGAUUUUAAUUUUGGAUCCAGAUCUGAACAAUAAGAAUAAGCUGAAAAUGUUCUUAGUUCUCUCUGUGUAACUCAGUCUGUAUCAUCCUCUCUUAAACUGACUGGUUCCAUCACACAGAACUGUAGAACAAAGCAUUUUGUGGACACUCAAUUGGACACCGCUUUUUCUGGUGUAAUGCUGACAGACUUAAUGAUGUUUGCUGCAGCAUUCAGCUUCUCAUGUCCAUUUACAAGAUUCAUUUCUUUCUGUAAGAGUAAAAGUGAAACAUUUCCCCUCUGACCCUUUUCCUUUCAUUCUCUCCUCAUCUUUGCCCCUUGUCCACUCUCACAUCCCCAUACAUCUCCUUUCUUCUGUCCUUCCUGCCUCCCAUUCUCCUACUCUUCCCACCAAGCUUCCUUCCUCUACACCUCUUUUUCAUCUCCCAUUGUGCCCUCUGCCCUUUUACUUGUUUUCUUUUUCUCCUCUCCUCUUUUUGCCUCUUUCCUUUCCUUUCCUGUAUUUUUCUUUUCAUAAGUUUUCUCCCCUACCCCUAAUUACCCCUUUUUCUAGACUGCCAUUUCCUCACCUUUCCAUUGUCCUUUUCCUUCUCUCACUCUCUAUUUUUUCCUCCUUUUUGCUGUUUUUCCAUUCCAUUGCUCACUGCUCAUCUAUUGUGUCCUCUUAUCACCUUUCCUCUCCUCUUCUUUUCCUUCUUUCCAAUUUCAUUUUCUCUUAUCUCUAUCUUCGUAUUCAUUACAUCCCAUUCCCCUUUCCUUUCUAUCGCUCUCCUUUCUCUUUUUCAUCUCCCCUCCUCUUAUACCUUCAACUCUUCUCUAUUUUAAUCACUUCUUAAUUUUUUUCUCCCUUCCUUUUGCAUUCUUUACCUUUGUUUCUUUCCCUCUCAUGUUGUCUUUCUAACCCUCUCCUCUCCCCCCCUCCUACAGGCAAACUGUUGUCUUUCAGUAACUGACGUCGUGUCUUGCAGUAGGCUACGCAGCCGCCUGGCAUGCCGGUGCGCCGCGACGUGGAGACACAGCCACAACGCACCAGAGACAGCUUUGCGUCGGAGAGAGGUGUAUGCUGACAACUCGCUGUGCAGACUCUCUGUACCACUGCAUCCUGACGUAAACACAUUGUAGGAAAAAAAAAAAAAAAAACAUCACAAUGUAAGCGUUACAUUCCUCAAUGGAGCAUCGUCUCCCACUGCGCGCGUCCACGGUGCUUAGCUUCUACAAUACAAUGCAGACGGUGAUGCGGCGAGCAGUGGGUGUGCGCUCCUGAGGACCGCCGUGUGUGAAGAGAGAAGAGGCGCUGUACCCAACCAGCCUCUCAGCCACUAAAGCAGAACUAUACGCCGCGGAUGAUGUGUUUUUACUCCCUGCCGUUCUCCAUCCUCUCUCGGUUAAAGUCGACGGAAUCGACCGAAAGGACACCGAGAGAUUAAAUAAAUCGAUUUCCUUCAACAGCAGCAUCAGGAGCCAGGAGAAUCAAGAUGAAAUUUCCGACUGAGAAUCCAAGAAAACCAGGGAACGUGAACCCUCCACCAGUGGCAGUCCAGACCAACCUGGUCCCCCCCAAGAAGGUGCAGUCAGGCAUGCUUCAGUCCAGCCUGGUGCAGGCCAGUGUGGCCACCAUGCAGAACCCUAUGGGCUGCUCUCUGCCGCGCCUCUCUGUCUCCACCCGCCCUGCCAGCAUGGUGGCCAGCAUGGAGGCAGUGGCCGACGGCUCAGCCCCCUUCACCAUGAUGAAGUUGAAGACUGUGCUGGCGGUGUUUGUAGUGGUUGUGGCCUAUCUGGUAGCGGGGGGCCUGGUGUUCCAAGCGUUGGAGCAGCCCUUCGAAAACAACCAGAAGAUCACCAUCACCGCAGAGAAGGCAGCCUUCCUGCAGAAACACCCCUGUGUGUCCCCAGACGAGCUAGAGGCUAUCAUCAAGAUGCAGUAGUAAAAUGGUGGUUACUGUGUUUGCGAUUUGAUGAGGCAUCUGCUGGACCAAAGGGCGUACAAAAGGGCCCCAUAGCCGUGCACUACACUGGACAAGCAGCUGUGACCGCUACGCACUUCUUGACCAAGCUUUCAACUCAUGUUGCUAAGGACACAGAAACUCCUUGAGCAAGUCAACACAACAUCAAACAGUGAAACAGAGUUACACACAGUUACUAAUGUUUUCCUGUUGCAUCCACUCACUUGUUAGAUGAUGGAAGCACUGACCCAAGAGAAUGAUGAUAAUAUAAGAAAAACUGUAUUCAAUGAAGAGAUUGAGGGUCAACUAGUAGCCUAUGAGAAAAGAAAAGUGCUGUCAGGACAGAGGGAGAGAAGAGUGGAGCAAAAUGCUGCUCCCAGUGAUGGAAGAAGUACUCAGAUCCUUAAUUCCAAGUCAAAUUUAAAAUUGUGAUAUAUUAUGUUAAAUGUAACUUGUAUUAUUACAGACACAUGACCUUAUAAGCAACAGUUGCUAUGGUAUAAACUUUGAUAUUAUUUGUUUUAAUUAAUUUUGUUGUUGUUGAAAUGUAUGGGGCCAGAACAGUGACAUUUACACUUUGGCAUUGAAAAUAAAAUUUGGCAUUGAAAUCAAAUCUGCACUGAAGAAAGAAACAUGUAUUAGCACUGAAACAAGUAUUGGCACUGAAAAAAGUUGCACUGAAAAA
This is a messenger RNA of Thunnus maccoyii (southern bluefin tuna), 2739 nucleotides long. RefSeq names its product potassium channel subfamily K member 10-like. The transcript is spliced from 3 exons. Gene Ontology annotation, molecular function: potassium channel activity. The record is from RefSeq and is a predicted model, not a curated record. Gene Ontology annotation, biological process: potassium ion transmembrane transport. Gene Ontology annotation, cellular component: membrane. NCBI's taxonomy places the organism in Eukaryota, Metazoa, Chordata, Actinopteri, Scombriformes, Scombridae. The coding region runs from base 1587 to 2036 and encodes 149 amino acids.